AUGGCCAAUCGUUCAAUCAAAAGACCAGUGGGAAUUAUUGAUGAUGUCUUAGUGAAAGUGGGAAAGUUCCUCCUUCCGGCUGAUUUUAUGAUCCUUGACUGUGCCGUUGACAAAGAAAUCCUAUCAUCUUUGGGAGGCCAUUCCUUGCUACCGGAAGAGCACUUAUGGAUUCGGAACGAAAUGAAAUCAAGUUCCGAGUUAAUGAUGAAGAAGUCACCUUCCAAGCAAGUAGAGGACGCAAGUGAAGUGAAAAUGGAAGAAGAAUGCCUAGGUGAGGCUUUGGCGGCAAUAUUGGUAAAUUUCGAUGGUGAAAACAUGGAGGGGUACAUGGAAUCAAUGAAUGCAUUAAAAGGACGUGGGUCUUACACUUACGCACCAAAGAAGCUUUCUCUUGACUUACAGAAUAGAGCCACUCCCCCAGCAAAGCCUUCAAUUAUUGAGCCGCCACAACUUGAACUCAAGCCACUCCCACCACACUUAAGCUAUAACCAAAUCAACAUUGCAUUGGAAGAUCAAGAGAAGACAACAUUCACAUGCCUAUAUGGGACUUUUGCUUUUAUCCGGAUGCCAUUUGGGCUAUGCAAUGCUCCGGCUACCUUCCAACGGUGCAUGAUGUCAAUUUUCUCGGACAUGGUGGAAGAUUUCCUAGAAGUGUUUAUGGAUGACUUCUCUAUUGUGGGUGAUUCCUUUGAGCAUUGUCUUGACAACCUUAGACAAGUGCUCAAAAGAUGUGAAGAAACAAACCUUGUACUAAAUUGGGAAAAGUGA
Molecule: messenger RNA, 768 nt
Organism: Nicotiana tabacum (common tobacco)
Lineage: Eukaryota; Viridiplantae; Streptophyta; Magnoliopsida; Solanales; Solanaceae
Source: RefSeq, a predicted model, not a curated record